AUGACGGCAAAAUUUCCACGACACCCUUAUCGCACACGAGCUAACCACAGAAGCAUGGAAGAUUGGGAAGAAGCCCAUGAAGCUGUGAAGGCUGACAUUAACGAGCUAAAGGAUCAAGUGGGCCAAAUCCUAGAGGCUUUGAAGUCACUGAAGGCUUCAGGGGAGGCCUCAUCCGCUACGGUCGAGGAGAAUGCUCAUUCUUAUGGUACGCCUCUAGGCGCGUCAGUUCCGUUCCCAAUGUACGGUUUGCCUCCGGGAUACACUCCUCCAGUUGGAGAAUAUUCAGAUGCAGAACAAACUUCUUUCUCUUUUCCUGCAGCUAACAACACACUAUCGAACGGUACUCAAUGGCCGAUGUUAGCUUCGACACCCGUGACAGGAGCGGAGAUGAAUGAGACAGUCACAUUCACAGGACCGAGGAUGACUGUGGCGCCCCAGCCUCCGAAAACAUUCAUCGAUGCAGAUGCUGCGACUAAAGCUGCACCACACGCUACAGUCCAAGCAAUAUCCACUGUUGUUGAUGGGGCUAAGAGUAAGCUUGAAAUUCUUGAGGAAAGGAUUCGUGCCAUUGAGGGUGGUGGAAGCUAUGGGUUCGGUGAUGUGGCGAGAUUAAGCCUGGUUCCUGGUGUGAUGAUACCACACAAGUUUAAGGUCCCAGAAUUUGAAAAGUAUCACGGCACCACAUGCCCUAAAAGCCAUCUGACAAUGUACGGUAGAAAGAUGGCUGCUUAUGCCUAUGAUGAAAAAUUGCUAAUACAUUGUUUCCAAGAUAGUUUGGCUGGGGUAGCAUUGAAUUGGUAUACACACUUGGAGCCAUCUCGAAUUCAUUCCUGGAUGGAUUUGGCCGACGCCUUUGUGAAACAGUAUAAAUACAACACAGAUAGUGCGCCAGAUAGAUUGCAAUUGCAAAACAUGGCCAAGAAGGAUACUGAGUCCUUCAAGGAAUAUGCACAACGGUGGAGAGAGUUGGCUGCUCAGGUUGAGCCACCUCUACUUGAUAAGGAGAUGGUGGCGACGUUUGUAAACACGCUGCAAUCACCAUUUUAUGAGCAUGUGUUGGGGAAUGUGUCUUCCAAUUUCGCUGAUAUCAUCAUCAUAGGGGAAAGAAUAGAAAUCGAGUUAAAAAGUGGAAAGAUUGCAUAUGGCCCAUUCGCGGCUGCAACUCCUAAGAAACCUAAUUUUAUUCCCGGAAAGAAGAAAGAAACGGAAGUACAAGCGGCCUCAGUGAUGCCUGUGUGGGAAAGUCGGGCUCCUACGAUUAAUUAUCGACCACACUUGAACCAACCUCCUUAUGUGGCCAAUGUAGUAAACGCGGGACAAAACGCUAAUCUAAGGAGGAAUCAAGAGAGGAACUUCGUUCAUUUCACUCCUAUUCCUAUGUCAUAUACGAAAUUGUUACCUCAUCUCCUCCAAAAGCGUUUGGUAGCCAUUUGUCCGAUGAAGCCUGUGCAACCUCCGUUCCCCAAGAAUUAUGAUCCAAAUGCCAAAUGUGAUUAUCACGGAGGAGAAGUUGGUCACUCUAUUGAGAAUUGUGUGUCCCUUAAACACAAGGUGGAAGCUUUAAUCAACUCAGGAUGGAUAAAGUUCCAUGAAGACAAACCUAGUGUUGAGGCUAAUCCCCUUUCUGGUCUUGGGAACCCUUCGACAAAUGCCAUUGAGGUUAAGAAACACCGACUGAUGAGGGAUGUGAAUGAAAUUCGAAGCUCCAAGCGGUUUGUUUUUGAGACACUAUUAAAAUUAGGUUUGUUAAAAGGAGAAUAUAACCUGAGUAAAAAGUGUGGAUUCCAUCCGAGUGCUAAACAUUCUAUCGAUGAAUGCACAGAGUUCGAGGAUGUUCUACAAAAUCUUAUAGACAGAAACUUUGUGCAAGUAUGUCACGGACACAUGGAGGAUGAAGUAUUUGCACAAGAUGGUGCGGAACCCGGUGUGACUUUGCCAGAGCCAUUGGUGAUUCAUUUCACUAGAUCCACCUCUACCUCGACAAUUCAAGAAAGACAAUCUAUUAUUAUCCAAACACCCUCCCCAUUUCCCUACAAAAGUGAGAAAGCUGUCCCAUGGAAAUAUGGUGCAUACGUGUUGGGUGAGGAACAACAAGGCAUCGGUGGAAUUACGAGGAGUGGUCGAAUCUUUACGCCUCCAAACUUCAUGAAAGAUGGAGUUGGCAAUAGUGAAUCGGCGAAUACCAAAAAGGCUAAGGAACUCUUGAAAGGAAAAACCAUCCAAACCGACGAGGGUCUAAGAAAAGACGAUGGGAAAGAAGUAUCUGAUGAGGAGGCUUGCGAGUUCUUGAAGUUCAUACAACAAAGCGAGUAUAAAGUGGUCGAACAGUUGAAUCGCCUGCCUGCUCGAAUCUCACUUUUAGAACUACUCAUGCAUUCAACCUCUCAUAGAAAGUUGUUAAUGAAGAUACUUAAUGGAGCACAUGUGGAGCAAAAUAUUUCUCUGGACAGUUUUAAGGGAAUUGUUAACAAUAUCACUGCUAACAAUUACCUCACGUUUACCGAUGAGGAGAUACCUACUGAAGGGAGGGGACACAACAAGGCUCUCCAUGUCUCUGUAAAAUGCUUGGAUCAUGUCAUAGCACGUGUAUUGAUCGACAAUGGAUCUUCCCUGAAUGUAAUGCCAAAAACAACAUUGGGAAAGCUACCGUGUGAAGGUAUUCACAUGAAACCAAGCGCAAUGAUAGUGAGAGCUUUCGAUGGGAGUAAAAGAGAAGUAAUGGGAGAGGUAGAAUUGCCAAUCCAAAUAGGGCCAUGUGUCUUUCAAAUAACUUUCCAAGUGAUGGACAUCCUUCCAGCAUACAGUUGCUUGUUGGGUUGUCCUUGGAUUCACUCAGCGGGCGUAGUACCUUCAACCUUGCACCAAAAGUUAAAAUAUGUCAUGGGUGACAAAUUAGUGAUUGUUUCAGGGGAGGAAGAUAUUUUAGUAAGUGGGCCUUCAUCUUCUCGCUAUAUUGAAGCAGCAGAGGAAGCCCUCGAGACGGCCUUCCAAUCUUUGGAAAUUGUGGGAAAUGCCUAUGUGGAGCCCUUUUCAAUGAACCCACACUUGUCGCGUACUUCCCUUGUGACGGCCAAGGUCAUGUUGAAAGAGGGAUAUGAGUACGAAAAGGGGCUAGGCAAGUACGAACAAGGAUUGAUGUAUCCUUUAGAAGUCACCGAGAAAAAGAAUAAAUACGGCCUUGGAUACAAGCCUACUAGAGAGGAUAAGAGGAGGCUGGCGGAAGAAAGGAGAGAGCGCGGUGUGGCUCGAAUCCAAGGAAAAGAACUAGGAUAUGAUAAUGAAUGUUUUGAAAAUAACAAUGUCGAUAUCCCUAACUUCGAGCACCCUGUCAAUAAUAUGGAAGAUGAUUAUGAAGGUGACUCGGAACCCUCCCCUGAACUAAUGAGAUUAGUGGAACAAGAAUCUAGGGAAAUAAAGCCCCAUCAAGAAGAUGUUGAAGUGCUUGACCUAAGUGAGGGGGAUGAAAAGAAAGAAGUGAAAAUUGGCACGAGUAUGAAGAAAGAAGUGAAAGAAGAAUUGUGUGUGCUGCUAAAGGAGUUUAGGGAUGUGUUCACUUGGUCGUACAAUGAUAUGCCUGGUUUAGAUACUGAUAUAGUACAACAUAAGCUUCCACUCAAACCGGAAUGCCCUCCAGUCAGACAAAAGCUAAGAAGGAUGAAACCAGAAAUGUCAUUAAAGAUUAAAGAAGAAGUGCAAAAGCAAUUUGACGUUGGAUUUCUAGCUGUGGCAAAAUACCCUCAAUGGGUGGCAAAUAUUGUACCCGUGCCCAAGAAGGAUGGGAAGGUUCGGAUGUGCGUUGACUAUAGAGAUUUGAACCGGGCGAGCCCAAAAGACAACUUCCCAUUACCGCACAUCGAUACAUUAGUGGAUAAUACAGCCAAGUUCUCGCUAUUUUCGUUUAUGGAUGGCUUCUCGGGAUAUAAUCAGAUUAAGAUGGCACCUAAAGAUAUGGAAAAGACCAUGUUUAUCACAUUGUGGGGGACAUUUUGCUAUAAGGUGAUGUCUUUCGGGCUUAAGAAUGCUGGGGCCACCUAUCAAAGGGCCAUGGUGGCGUUUUUUCAUGAUAUGAUGCACAAAGAAAUCGAGGUUUAUGUAGAUGACAUGAUCGCCAAGUCUGAGUCAGAAGAAGAACACAUCCUCAACCUAAGGAAAUUAUUUGAGAGAUUGAGGAAAUUUAAACUUAAACUAAAUCCAGCAAAAUGCACAUUCGGUGUGAGAUCUGGAAAAUUGUUGGGUUUUGUUGUCAGUCAAAAGGGGAUAGAAGUCGAUCCCGACAAGAUGCGUGCGAUAAUCGAAAUGCCUGCUCCCAGUACAGAAAAGGAGGUACGGGGUUUCUUGGGCAGACUGAACUACAUUGCUAGGUUCAUCUCCCAGUUAACCGCCACUUGUGAACCAAUAUUCAAGCUAUUGCGUAAAAACCAGGUUGUUGAGUGGAAUGAAGACUGUCAGACUGCUUUUGAUAAAAUCAAACAAUAUCUACAAGAUCCUCCUGUGUUACGCCCACCCGAACCGGGGAAGCCACUCCUUAUGUAUUUGACGGUACUCGAUGAGUCAAUGGGUUGUGUGUUGGGUCAACAUGACAAAACUGGAAAAAGAGAGCAUGCCAUAUACUACCUGAGCAAGAAGUUCACGGAAUGUGAACAACGAUACUCGUUUUUAGAGCGAACUUGUUGCGCAUUGGCAUGGGCUGCCCAUCGUCUAAGACAAUACAUGUUGAGUCAUUCUACCUGGUUGAUAUCCAAGACUGACCCUAUCAAGUAUAUUUUUGAAAAGCCCGCUCUCACUGGAAGGAUAGCCCGGUGACAAAUGCUAUUGUCAGAAUACGACAUUGUGUAUGUCACUCAGAAGUCCAUCAAGGGUAGUGCUUUGGCUGAAUAUCUGGCCCAACAACCCGUUAACGAUUACCAGUCGAUGCAACCCGAAUUUCCUGAUGAGGACAUCAUGACCUUGUUUGAAGAUGACCAAGAAGAUGAGAACAUAAAGAAAUGGACGUUAUUAUUCGACGAGGCUUCUAACAUCAUGGGACAUGGUAUAGGGGCAAUACUAAUAUCUCCAGAAAACCAAUACAUUCCAAUGACAACAAGGUUGUGUUUUAAUUGCACAAACAAUAUCGCUAAAUACGAAGCAUGCGCUAUGGGCAUCCAAGCCGCGAUUGAGUCAAAGGCAAAAUUUUUGAAUAUAUAUGGAGAUUCAGCGUUGGUUAUCCAUCAACUAAGGGGAGAAUGGGAAACUAGGGAUCAGAAGUUGAUUCCCUACAAAACUUAUAUCAUGGAAUUGGUGGAGUAUUUUGAUUUCAUUAAAUUCCACCAUAUUCUGCGAGAGGAUAACCAAUUGGCAGAUGCCUUAGCUACUUUAUCAUCGAUGUUCAAGAUUAAUCAAGAUGGGGUAAUGCCGAUGAUCCAAAUGAAGAGCCAUGAAGGGCCAGCAUAUUGCCAUUUCGUUGAAGAAGAGUUAGAUGGUAAGCCGUGGUAUUUUGAUAUUAAACGCUAUAUAAAAACCAGAGAAUACCCUGAAGAAGCAUCUGAGAAUGAUAAAAGGACACUGAGAAGGUUGGCUGCAAAUUUUAUCCUGAGUGGGGAUGUGUUGUACAAGAGAAAUCAUGAUAUGGUUCUCCUUCGAUGCGUGGAUGCAAAAGAGGCCGAGUCAAUAUUGGAGGAAGUUCAUGAAGGAACUUUUGGCACACACAUGAAUGGACACUCGAUGGCUAGAAAGAUCUUGAGGGCUGGUUACUUUUGGUUGACUAUGGAGAAUGAUUUGCACACACGUAAUAUCAAUGCGGCACCCACUACUUUAAACUUAAUGUCUGCCCCAUGGCCGUUUUCAAUGUGGGGGAUAGAUGUCAUCGGGGCUAUAGAGCCAAAAGCCUCAAACGGACAUCGCUUCAUUCUAGUUACAAUUGAUUAUUUCACUAAAUGGGUGGAAGCUGCUUCCUACGCUAGUGUGACUAGGAAGGUUGUGACUAAAUUUAUAAAAAGAGAGUUAAUUUGUAGGUACGGGUUACCUAGCAAGAUAAUCACUGAUAAUGCCACCAAUCUGAACAAUCAAAUGAUGGCCGAAUUGUGUGAAGGAUUUAAAAUUCAGCAUCAUAAUUCUUCUCCUUAUCGUCCAAAGAUGAAUGGGGCAGUCGAGGCUGCUAAUAAGAAUAUCAAGAAGAUUGUACAGAAAAUGGUGGUCACGUAUAAAGACUGGCAUGAGAUGCUUCCCUUUGCUUUGCAUGGGUAUCGCACCUUAGUACGUACAUCAACUAGGGCAACACCUUUUUCUCUGGUGUACGAAAUGGAGGCAGUACUACCCUUCGAGGUAGAAAUCCCAUCCCUACGAGUGUUAAUGGAGACCCAGUUGGAAGAUGCAGAAUGGGUUCAGGCCCGAUUUGACCAGCUUAAUCUCAUUGAGGAAAAAAGGCUAGCAACAGUGUGUCAUGGACAGUUAUACCAAAGAAGGAUGAAAAAGGCGUUCGACAAGAGGGUGCGCCCUAGAGAGUUCCAUGAAGGCGAGCUAGUCUUGAAAAAGAUCUUACCUAUACAAAAGGAUCAUAGGGGCAAGUGGACUCCAAAUUAUGAAGGCCCGUAUGUGGUGAAGAAAGCAUUUUCUGGUGGAGCACUAAUUCUCACAAGGAUGGAUGGAGAGGAGUUACCGUUACCGGUCAAUUCUGAUGCGGUCAAAAAGUUUUAUACAUGA
Vigna unguiculata (cowpea) is the source of this 6678-nucleotide messenger RNA. RefSeq lists its product as uncharacterized. Lineage: Eukaryota; Viridiplantae; Streptophyta; Magnoliopsida; Fabales; Fabaceae. The record is from RefSeq and is a predicted model, not a curated record. Gene Ontology annotation, biological process: DNA integration. Gene Ontology annotation, molecular function: RNA-DNA hybrid ribonuclease activity; nucleic acid binding.